Messenger RNA from Phyllotreta striolata, 228 nucleotides. The record is from the annotation of a GenBank genome assembly. Lineage: Eukaryota; Metazoa; Arthropoda; Insecta; Coleoptera; Chrysomelidae.
AUGCUCGUGCGGGCCCCUCGGCUCGCCAAAGUGCACUCGAACGCGGCUCCCGUCGCUCGCCCGACUGGCGGAUAUCACGCCGUGGAAGCGGCGACGCGGAGGGGGCGCGACGGAGACGGAAGGAGCGGCGGCGGCGCGCGUGCGACGGAGACGGCGAUAGCGGUGAGCGACGGACACGAAUGCGCCGCGUGCGGUGAAAGCGAAUUAAAUAUUUCAGCGUUGCAAUAA